ACGAGUCGCGCGAGCGACCAGUCAUCGGUUUACAUUUGUAGAAUACAGAUGUAUUUGCGUCCGAGUACUGUUUGAUUAUUGCUUUCACUUGCUGAUUGAAAUGCACUUACCGAUUGUUGUUGAUGUGGAUUGACAAAAUUUGUACGAAUCGUCACCGUGGCGUCUUUUUUCGCUAUCUUUAACAAUUGAUUACACAACGUGUGACGCGUGAAUGUUUAGAAAAAAGGGAGAGUGACACAGCUCGAUUUACCUACCAAGAAGUAAUCGAAUUUUCGAUAUAAAACAGCUGAUUCAGUGUUCUACUGUCGCGUAGAUGUAUUCGUAGAACUUACCUAUACAUUUGUGUGUACAUAUGUAUGUAUGUACAUUUACAUAUAACUAUAUUAGUGCCACAGGUGUUUUCAUAGCGCGCAUCGGUCGCCGUCAAAAAUAGAUAAAAUAAAUUGCAAUAGUUUCCGAACCAAUAUCGUUCACGAGUGUGCAGACAUAAUUAUCUAACUCCAGAGCUCAACGUUACCCGACUGCCGACUGCUAACGUCCGAGGUGCUUAUCACGUCCAUACUUAUCACAGUACUGAGCUCAUAAACUCAGAAUGGACAGCUCUCGCAAGCCUGAAAAAACAAAUCCUCGUCGACAUGCGAAUAUACUUUCGCAACUGCUUUUUGUUUGGGCUAUACCACUGCUCUACAAAGGCUCCAAACAUGGAUUGAAUACUGAUGACUUAACCAUGUGCCUGCCACAAGAUUACUCAGAAGAUUUGGGAGAUCGCUUAGAACACAAAUGGUAUAGUGAAUUGGAGCGCGCACAUCGCAAGGGACGUAAGCCUCUACUGCGGAAUGCUAUACUUCGCACUUUCUGGCUACCCGCUGUGAUUGACGGCGCCAUAUCGCUUAUUUACAUCGUAAUUAAAUCUCUUAUACCAGCCGUGCUAGCGCAAUUGCUGAUGCAGUUUCAGAAAUCAGUUGGACCCACCUCAAUUCGCAUGACGAAUGCCACAACCGCCGAUGCGAUAGUAAAUGCAACAAGUCGCGCAGCUCGUUCCAUUGAUUCAGUAAUGAAAAAUAUGUCAUUGUUAUCAUUGGUUACAGAUAUUGGUAUGGGUGCGGGCAGUGGCGGAGCGUCGUCUAACACGAUUGAUGUCACCGGAAAGCCUACGACUGAACCAUUUUUGUUUGCUGAUAACUCUUCUCUGGCGACGAAACAUGCAGAGUUGGCAGCUUUCGAUGAUCCGAUUUUACAUAUUUGGAAUGAUGUGUAUUGGCUGGGUUCUAUUUUGGUAACAUCUACACUACUUGGCUGCUUUCUUAUUCAUCAUGUAGAUUUGCGGCAGAGAUUGAUGGGUGCGCGCAUGCGUAUUGCUUGCUGCUCGCUGAUCUACAGGAAGACUCUUCGUCUCUCGAUGCGAUCUGCUGGACAAACACCUGCUGGUUAUCUAAUCAAUUUGCUCUCUAACGAUGUAAAUCGUCUUGAUUAUGGCUUCAUAUACAUGCACUGGAUCUGGAUUAUGCCAUUGAAUGCCAUGCUAAUUUGUUAUCUCAUUUGGCUGCGCAUUGGUUGGGCUGCAGUUGUUGGUGUGGUUGGUCUCUUACUUAAAACCAUACCCGUACAAACUGGCUUCAGUAACUUGGCUUCAAAGUUGCGCAUGAAAAUCGCCGAACGCACCGAUGCUCGCGUUGGUAUCAUGAAUGAAUUGGUGCAGGGAAUACAGGUGAUUAAAAUGUAUGCCUGGGAGAAACCCUUUCAGGUUGUUGUCGGUGAGGCGCGUCGACGUGAAAUCAAACAAAUUCGUUAUGCUUCAUAUUUGCGUGGCUUCUAUUUGAGUACAAUGGUGUUCACUGAACGUUCCACACUCUACAUAACCAUUGCAUCGGCGGUGCUUAUGGGAAAUCAAAUUUCAGCAGAUAUUGUUUUCUCGGCGGCUAGUUACUACAAUAUAUUGCAAUUGGUUGCAGCCAUUUGGUAUCCACUCGCUGUGUCCUUUGGUGCCGAGGCGCUAGUUUCCCUAAAACGCGUUGAAUCGUUCCUGCUGCAAGAGGGGCAUGAUGAGAAGGCUAUCGGCCUCACGCACCGAAAGACGAAGCCUAAAGGGGACGAGCGUGAUGCCGCCACAGCCAUUGUACUCAAACAGGUGAAUGCAAAUUGGGAUUUGACGAAACCGCAGCACACGUUACAGGACAUAAAUUUGGAGAUCAAGAGAGGCCAAUUGUGCGCGGUUAUCGGGCCUGUGGGUGCCGGCAAGAGUUCAUUGCUGCAACUGCUGCUGUCCGAACUACCAAUCACCGAUGGCGAAGUUGUUAUUCAAGGCGAACUUUCGUAUGCUGCUCAAGAGCCAUGGCUAUUUACAGGUACUGUGCGUAACAACAUAUUGUUCGGUGAGUCGUACGAUCGCAAACGUUAUCAUGAGGUGACGAAAUGUUGUGCGCUCUCUACGGAUUUCCAGCAAUUGGCCAAUGGGGACAAGACUAUUGUGGGCGAGCGAGGAGCAUCACUGUCGGGUGGCCAACGUGCGCGUAUCAGUUUGGCACGUGCCGUUUACAAGCCCGCCUCUAUUUACUUGCUUGAUGAUCCCUUAAGUGCUGUGGAUGCACACGUCGGUCGCCAUCUCUUCGACGAAGUGAUUGGCCCACGCGGUCGUUUGGCUAACGAAAAAGCUACACGUGUUCUAAUUACACAUCAAGUACACUUCCUCACCGAAGCCGAUUGGGUUGUGAUUAUUGAGAAUGGACGCAUUUCACGCCAAGGUACCUACGAGGAGUUAUCUAAUAGUGAUUUGGAUUUUGCUAAAUUACUUGAACGCAUAAAAGAGGAAGAAGAUGUUAUGGAAAGUGAAAACGAAUCUGUUUUAUCACAUGACUCGACCACUUACGAAGAUGAGGACAUUCCCUAUAUUGAUGGUGUGCGUGAUGGAUAUCAACCUUUGCGUCGCGCCAGCGCCAACGAUGGUUCAUUGACACGCAAAUCGAAUAGCCUGGCCUUGAGUUCGGAGCCGGAUCUUUCCGAAGACUCAGGUUUAGCUGAGGAUCAAGCAAAGGGUGGUGUUUCCGGACGCGUAUGGUGGGAGUAUUUCCAUGCUGGCAGCAGUCUGUGUGGUCUAAUUUUCUUGACUCUCAUAAUGUUGUUGUCGCAGGUGGUUUGCAGUGGUUCUGAUUACUUUGUGAAUAUUUGGACGCAGGAGGAAUAUUUGCGUUCGAUUAAUAAGCCGACAACUUUUACCACGUACGAGUGUUUGUAUAUUUAUGGUGCACUUAUUAUUGCUGUUGUUGUGAUGACCGUCUUCCGUGGCUACCUCUUCUUCAAAAUCUGCAUGCAUGCGUCCAAAGUGCUACACGAUCGUAUGUUCGGCAGCAUACUUCGUGCGACGAUGCGUUUCUUCGACACAAAUCCCUCCGGUCGGAUUUUGAAUCGUUUCUCCAAAGAUAUGGGUGCCAUUGAUGAAUACCUACCGAAGGCUAUAAUGGAUUUCAUACAAAUUGCGCUGGUCAUGUUUGGCAUAUUAAUUGUAAUCACUAUAAUCAAUCCCUUGCUGUUGGUAGCUAUUUUGAUAGUGGCUAUCAUCGAUUAUUGGGUGUUGCAAUUGUAUUUACGACCAUCGCAGGAUCUUAAGCGCUUGGAGGGUAUAUGUCGCAGUCCUGUCUUUUCGCAUCUCUCAGCAACACUCACCGGCAUUGCAACGAUACGCGCGCGCGAAUUGCAAGAUAUUGUGGUGAAGGAAUUUGACAGUCUGCAGGAUGUGCAUAGCGCAGUGUGGCAGCUGACAAUGGCCUCGAAUACGGCGCUGGGUUUGUGGUUGGACUGUGUCAGCUGUUGCUUUCUUACCGCGGUGACUUUCAGUUUCACGUUGCUUGACAGUCAAACAUUCAGCGGCAACGUGGGUUUGGCCAUCUCUCAAGCCAUGAUUCUCACUGGCAUGGUGCAGUACGGCGUGCGUCAAGUGGCCGAAUCUUUGCAGCAGAUGACCAGCGUGGAGCGUGUGCUGCAAUAUACCGAACUCGAACAGGAAUCCGAAAUUACCAAGUUGCCUCCGAGCAGUUGGCCCACACACGGGCAGGUAGAAUUCAAGGACUUGUCGCUGCGUUACGAUCCUAACAAUCCACCAGUUUUGAAGCAUUUGAAUAUUACCAUCGAACCCAGCUGGAAAGUGGGCGUUGUGGGACGUACAGGCGCCGGUAAGAGCUCGCUUAUAGGUGCGCUCUUCCGCCUCUCAAAUCUCGAAGGUGACAUUCUCGUCGACGGUAUUGAAACGGGUAGUAUUUCGCUGGAGGUGCUGCGUUCAAAAAUUUCGAUUAUACCACAAGAUCCAGUGCUUUUCUCCGCUACCAUACGCUAUAACUUGGAUCCGUUCGAUAAGUAUGGUGAUGCUGAUUUGUGGCGCGCGCUAGAAGAUGUUGAACUAAAAGGUGCCAUACCGGGCUUGGACUACAUGGUGACACAACGUGGCAGCAAUUUCAGUGUGGGCCAACGUCAGCUGCUGUGCUUGGCGCGUGCCAUAUUACGUAAUAAUAAAGUGCUGGUACUAGAUGAGGCCACCGCUAAUGUGGAUCCACAAACUGAUGGUCUCAUACAAACCACCAUUCGCACCAAAUUCAAGCACUGCACUGUGCUAACUGUAGCACAUCGUCUACACACAGUCAUGGAUUCGGAUCGUAUACUCGUUAUGGAUGAUGGGCGCGCACGCGAAUUCGACAUACCGCAUUUGCUGCUGAAAAAACACGGUGGCGCAUUGCGACAAAUGGUGGACGCUACUGGUGCUGAAGCGGAUGCACUAAAGAAACUCGCCAGCGAAUCUUAUAAUAAGAUGCAGCGCGCGUGAGUUGAGGGUGUAAGUGUGGUCUCGCAGAAAAGAAAUUCACGCAGGCACACCGGCACACACUUGUAGGAGGUGCCUAUGCAGCAUUUUGAUGUGUUGAAAUGUGAAAGAAAGUGGGUUUACAGAUGAGUGGAAGUGAAGAAGUAGAGUAGUUUAUGAAAUUAAAACUGCCUUUAUCAAAUGGUAUCUUGUUUUGGGAAGUUUACCAUUAGUAUGCAUAUAAUUAAUCAAAUCAAAGAAAGCACUGAAAUAUGCGACUCCAUACCGUUUGUUUUUUAGCUAAGUUUAUUUUUUAACCCUUUUUGUUUUAUUUCUCGUAUUUUAAAGCAAUUUUUAAAGCAACUUUUAACAUUUUAAGCAAAUGGAUAUGUCCUGUCAAUAUUUUUUUAUUUCCGCAGGUCUAUUCUGCACUUUUACAAAAUUUUUUUUAGUGUUUCGAGGACAAUUGUUACCGAUAAUUUAGUUACCGCUAUUUUAAGUGGCUUGGAGGCUCGGGAAUAACGCCAAAACCGUCGGUGUUUAUUUAAAUUUUGGAAUUAAGACAAAUCUGUAAAAAUCUACUUAAACAAUUAGAAAUAUUUAGCCUUCUUUUGAAUUGAAAACGCCUUCAAACUUUAUUCCUAUCAUAAAUUUUACUCUAAGAGUAUUAUCGGCAAUAAAAUGUGUAUCAUCUGUAGUUCGGCGGACGCCGUAGCCAAAUAGAUUGCAUAAAAUUUGCGAAAAUUCGACAAAUUUUCAUCAAAAUUUCAAACUUUUUACUCAGAACUUUUAGAAAAAUUUCGAGUAUGCAGCUUUAGUGGUCAUUUUGGUAUGAUAAAGUGCAAGUUGCAAGUAGACAAAAAAUCAGGCUAAUUUUUGAGAAUUUUUUUUGGAUUUGGUCUUGCGCAUUUUCUCUACUCAAAAUUUUUUUUAUACGGAAGAAAGCACCCAACAACGUCAGCAGAAAAAACCUCAUAGAUUUUUUAACUAAAUACUUGAAACUUGCACCAUAAUAUAUUGUACUAAAAAUUAAUGAUCUGUAGAACUGCAUAUUUGAAAUUUUUCUAAAAACUCUAAGUAAAAAGUUUGAAAUUUUUAUAAAAAUUUGCCCGGUUUCUAUAAGUUUUAUAAAAAAUUUAAAACUUUGAUUUAUAUGCUAGUUGUUGUAGGAUGCACAAUAUUUUUAUAAAAAAUAAUUGAAAUUAUGCAAUCAAUAAAUAAAAAGGCAAAACUUAUCAAUAUGUGAUGUACACUUUAUUUUGAAGCAGACAAGCUUCUAAACGUAGGUUUCGCCAACUUUUUUUAUACAUAUUAGAUGCUACUUUCCAAGGGAGAUGUCCCACACUCUUUUUAAUAUAAUAUUUAAUAUGAUGUAGUAAGGUAGCAUUGAUAAAAUAUGUCUACAUGCCACAUCACAGAAAUAUGACGUAUGAAAAUUUCAUUUUUUAUAGAAAGCGUCAUGCUCCCUUUACCAUUAAGCACAAUUUUUCUCCAUUGGUAUGGAAUUUAUAAUAUCUGCCUUACACCAAAGCUCAGUACUCUAUCACAAAUAAUUUCAGAGACAUGCAGUAUGCAAAUUUAAGUUAGUAUGGUCACUAUGCGUCAUAACAUUUUUUUUUGCCUAAGACAUUUGGAAGCCCUUGCAGAAUCCAUAACCAAAAUUUCAACAAAAUUGGUUCUCAAGUUUUGUGAACAGACUGGCAGAAAAAUGGCUUUCAAAAUAUACACUCCAUUAAAUAACUAUACUAAAUAACUAAGACCAAUAUGCAAGUUUUAACAAUUCACUUGUCUUUCAUUUAUCUUUAAUAAUUUUUUUAUGGAAAUAUUGUUCAUUGUUCUACAUAUAAACCCAAGUUUCAACUUUAUUCAAAUAAAAUUAAGUAACAAGCUUUCAUCAAAAUGUCGCACUUUUUAAUCGGGACCUAUAGAAAAACUUCGGCCGUUAAAUUUUGUUAUAAUAAAGUGUAAGUUUCAAAUGGCUCCAAAAUUGCGUUGAUUUUUGGCAAUUUUUUUCUGGCGGGCUUUCCUCCUUCUUUCAAGGAGAAAGAAUUCAAAAGGGAAUGCUACAUUUAAAAAAAAAAAGUUCUAAUAUUACGUCAACUUAUUAACAAAAGGGUGAUCAGUUUGGAGGCAUUGGAUUUUAAAUUGGAAUAACCGAAUAUUCAAAUUAAUUGUGCAAUCUUUAUUAUUUUUGUGUAGAACCAUUCAUGACAUUAUUUUUUAAAGAUAAUCCCUUUCAAAUAUUGGCCGCAACUCCGCCAUAAUUCUGAUGACCGAAUUAAACAUCAAUCAAUGACUCACUGAAGGACUUCCGUUUUUAUUCACAAAGCAUUUAGACGUCACAUACCCCUACAAAUAAAUAUCCAAAAGUGUGAUAUCACACGAUUUUGGUGGCCAAUACACUGGUCCGACACGAGAGAUAAAUUACUCACCGAAACGACGACGCAGUAAACAACCAAAUGUUGUGGAGAACAUGGGCUUCAGUUUCCGGCAUGAAAAAUUCGGUUUUAUAGCGUUCGCCAUUCACUGUUACAUUGGCGCCAGUCUCGUCUUUGAAGAAAUAUAAAUUAAUGAUUUCUCCAGCCAACAACCCGCACCAAACGGUUGCUUUCAAUGGAUAUAAUGGCUGUUCUUGAAUGGCUUCGGCUUGCUCUACAUCCCAAAAAUGGCAAUUUUGCUUAUUGACAUGGCCAUUAAGCCGAAAAUGGGCCUCGUCGCCGUACACCAUAAGUUGGUCUGAGCGCGCGAUGAACACUUUUCGCAGAGCUUCGAUUUUCGUAAUACAAUUUUAAGAUUUGUAAACGUUGUUGAGGCGUAAGUCUGCCAAUGAUGAAAUGUCGAUGAAUACUGAAAAAAAUUAUGUACUUAGUUUGACAGUACUCCCGCGUGAUCUGUAAAAAACCGUAUUAGAAAAAGUGCCUCAAAUCUGAUCACCCUUAUUACGCCAAAUUCACUGAGGAGUGUUUGGCGCAACCUUCUGUACAAUCUCAAGCUUGCUAUUAUUACUUGCUGAAACAAUUUCACCAUACUCUACGCUAUCAAUGCGUUAAGGUUGAAAUUACAAUGAUUAUUAUUUGCUAUAUCGUCGGCCGGGACGCAAAGUGCCGAAACGAACAAUUUUCGGUAACAAAAUUUGCCUCGUACAAAAUCUAUGUUAACGUGAAUACUAAUUCAUACUGCCCUAAAAUCUCGUUUGACAAUAAAAUAAAUAAAUACCUAAUCGUUAUAUUGUAGUAUAGUGUAAAAGUGGUUCGCACUUCUCUUAGACGGACAAAAGCUGGCUGACGGUGAGUACCGGCCCAAGGUAGGUUUCACUUUUUUUGUUAGAUUCUUUUUUGUUUUUAAAAUUUUGUUUUGAAAAAUUUGCUAGGAAUCGUUCUGUAUAAUCCUCAAAAAUCCUAUAUCAAUUAAAUGUUUGGUUUCAAAACUUUUGUUUCUGAAUCGUUGGAAUAAAUAUAAUUAAUUUAUUCUUAUUUAUAAUUGAAAAAUAGGAAACAAUUAAUCAAAAAUAUUAUGGAAAUGUAUAGAGAAAUGCAGAAAGAGCCUGAAUUACUUUACUUACAAAGGCAAUCAAUCAUAAAUUCAGUUUCGAAUAUACGAAAUAGUUUUACGCAGCACAAAAAGCGAGUUUUCGAAAAAUUUAUUUAAAAAAUUUAUUAGGUAAUUUAUGUAUAUGAAUUUUAUUCGAGUUAAACAUAUACCAAGUCUUGCCUUAAUAGCUACCUACAUAUGUAUGUAAAGGGUGGUUAAAUUUCAAAGGCCGAUGUUGAAUCUGGACCACACCUAAACGUCAACGACACCGUUGGACUUCUUUCUUUGGGGUUAUUUGAAAGAAAAGAUGUACGUCGAUAAGCCAGCAACAAUUCAAGAGCUAAAGGAUGAGAUAAUUCGGCACAUUAACGGCAUAGAACCUCAAUUAUGCCUCAGCGUCAGCGAAAAUUUGGACCUUCGGAUGGAGGUGUGCCGCCGAGGCCGCGGCGCCAUUUGGCCAAUAUUUUACUUCAUACGUAACUGAGCCAUACCAAUAUUAUCAUAAUAAAGAGAAAUGACAACAAUUUACUACAACAAUUGUAUUUUAUUCAAAAUCAACACCGGCCCUCGAAACUUAACCACCCUUUAUAAUAAUUUUGAAAAGUUGAAACACAUUUUAUUUCUUGUGAUGACCCGAGUUCGUAUUUUAGAAUACAAUUUUCAAUUUACUUUCGUCUUUCUGAAAAAAAAAACAUAAAAAUCAGGGUGGCAGAAAAACAGUUUUUUCUUCUUGAUGUUACCCCUUCCCCAUAAACAAUUUUUUUUUCUUCGCGAUGUUACGCCUUCCUUCACAAAUGUCCAAAAUUUAUAAAAAUGUUAAAAAUUGAAAGCAAAAAACAAAAAAUAAAACGUGUAUCUCGUGUUUUUUUUUUUUUUGUUUUGGUAUAAUUUUUUGGACAUUUGUGAAUAAAUGUUUGAAGAGGGGAAGAUUAAAUAGAAUCUGUAAACAUUUUAUACAUAAUUUAUGGAAAAAUACGUUUUUCGUCUUCUGAUUCAAUGAUAAUUUUCAAAGCGUUGACAGCACGCGCAAAUAUUAAAUAAACAAAUACAAUUAAAAAUAAAAAUAAAGAAAUAAAUAAGUAAAUAAAAAUUAAAAGUAGAAAAUAGAAAAAAAUAAAAAAAAUAAAUAAAAAAUAAAUAAAAUAUAUUAAUACAAAAGUAAAAGAAAAUAAAUAUAAAGAAAUUAAAAAAAGUGUGUAAAAUUUUUUGCCAUUCAACAAGCUUGGGGGGGAGAAAAACACUUUUUAGGCCAUCUCAAUAUACAUAUAUAUUUUUAUAAUAUCACAAGGUGAAAUAUUACAAGAUGAAAUCCCUAAUUGCAUUGCAACAGGGAAUAUUUUUAUUUAAAACUUGAAAACACGACUUUUUAAACGUAAUAUCGUUUGUUGGUGAUCUACGAAGAAAGAAACAGAAUUUGAAUUUAAAAAAUAUAUGUAAGUGUCACCUUGGCUCGAAAUUCUUUUAGUUCAUUUUACUAGGUCCAAUAACACUGUGGAACAAAUUCAGGUUAGCAAAAAUUAGGUCCAUUCUGAGAGUGGCGGGUGAAAAUAGAGGCGAAAUUAGAAGACCCGUAUCGCGCCGUUUUUUUAUGUUAGUUCGAAUUUUUUUUAAUCGGCCUUCGAAGUUUGCAGUCAAAUGCCGAUUUUCAGUAUAUUGUUUCAUAAGUACCACACAAAUUUUCGAAAUCAAUUUUUUCAAAAAUUGUAAUUGUUGCACAGGUCUCUAGCAAUAAUUUGGCUUUUACAGAUUGAAAAAAUAUCAAUAUAGCCAAAAAACCAUAUAAACAAUUUUGCUCCGAUUUCGAACUUCGAAGGCCGUUUAAAAAAAAUUCGAACUAACAUAAAAAAACGGCGCGAUACGGGUCUUCUAAUUUCGCCUCUAUUUUCACCCGCCACUCUCAGAAUGGACCUAAUUUUUGCUAACCUGAAUUUGUUCCACAGUGUAAUCGUAAUGUAAAAUACUCACAAAUUUAUUGCCAAUUUACUAAAACUAUCAACUAACUAUCUUCCACUCUACUUCCCACUCGGCGCGCAUUUCACACUGAGGAACGCUGCAAAUCGAACUUCACAAUCAUUUACAACACAAAAUGUAGCAUUCUAGAAUUUUAUAGUAAUUUUUAAUUGUACUAUACUUAGUACUUAUAUGAAUGUACGUAAAUAUAAUAUUAUCAUUUUUUUUAUAAAUAAGCGAUAUUCAUAUGUGUACUAUGUACUUAUAUGUACGUAUGUACUGUAAUAGUGUAAUUUUAAACGGCAAAAUAGCUUUAAGUGUUAAUCAUGUCAUUUUAAAGAAAAAACUGUUACUUAAAGGUGUAUUUUUUAUAACGUGAGUGUACUGCAAUGACCUUUUCUCAAAUGUAUGACCCUUUUUUUCUUUCAAUCAAUUUUUAAUUUAAUUAUAAAAUAAGUAAUAUUACGUUGUUGAAGUGUGAAUUGUUAUACCUAUAGUAGCUUAUUUCCAUGGAAGGCUAAUUAUAGUUUAUGUUUAACUGCUGUUAAACGACCAAAUUUUCGUGCACUUAUUGUAUAUCAAAGCUCGUAAAUCCUCUUUUAGAGUGGAGUUAACCUAACCGAAAAUGUUAAAUUUGUUUUAGUAGUGAUGCCAUACUUUCAGUUGCAAACAUUUUUACAGAAUACCUACAGGCGCGCCCGAAAUAGAAAAAUGUGUUUCCUUUAUUUUUUACAUAAAUAUAUAUUUUUUAUAAUAAAUGUAGCCAAUACUCCUACUUUACGGAACUUACAAAUACUGAGGAAGCAAAUCAAAAGCAUAAACUUUAUAUAAAAACACAGACAGUUCUGGGAUCUAUUGUCAGCAAACAUCUAAUGUAAACAAAAAUUAUAAACUGUUGUGUGCACUGAUGCGCGCGGAUGUAAUAACCUGGUUAACUCCAUUUUAAUGAGAAGGUUUGGCAUUUGCGGAACUUAAAUAACAGAGCUCUUUACACUAUCGUUAAGCCUUUAGUGGAAAAAAACUCUAUAUCACACAACAGUUUGUGAGGGACGAACAAACAAGUCUAUUAAAAGCACUACCAAAGCCUUUUGGAAGAAUUUUUUUUUUUCAAAAUUUUUAAGAGCAUCUAUUUUGUAAGCUCGACUACUGUCGAAAUGUGUACUUUAGAUCUAGAAAAAAAAUACUUACUUAUUUUAAAAAUUAAAUUUUGCAAUAUUUCCAUGGGGUUUGGUAAAUUAUGUAAAAAAAAUGUUUAAAUGAUUUUGUAAUUUACAAAUAGUGUAAGAUAUUGCUAGCUUAAGUCUAGUACUAACUUCAAAGACGUGUAAUUUCACCAGCAACAUGCAUUUGACUUGCCGUAAAAUGUUUCUAGCAACAUUAAUUGUCGAAUGAGAAGAAACGUCAAAUGUAUGAGCAGCGUUCCAAUUGGCAAAUCUUUUGCAAAUUAAUGCACAUACAUAUAUUGUAUAUUGACACAAAAUAUUUAAAGAAGAUUUACUUGCAUUCUUUGCGAAGACGCUUCACUUAAAAAUGCCAUAUCUUUGGAGUAUUCAAAAUCAGGGCACUUCACUCGUAAACGAACUGGCAGUUUUCGCUCAUUUUUAAAUGACAUGAGUAUUUUGAAUAGGUGUGAAAAUAUGCUUUCACGGCGUUGACUGAGUUCUACAUACUUUGCCGUGGAAUACAUACGAAAUGUCACGGCAAUGAAAUUUGUAUGGAUUUUGACCGCCAUUCCACGUUCAACACGAUCUUAAUAUUAUACUAUGCUUUAGAGUGGAAAGCUGUAAAUUCGCGUAUUCCAAGCUGAAACAACUCCAAAAGAGAUCGAUUCCACAACGUUGAUGAAAUGGUUUUUAUUUUUUUAAUCUUGGGACUUAACAUUUUCGGUGAUUAUUUUGGACUUGGUAAAGUUGCUUAUCACUGAAUGGAAGCUAUUAAAAUUAAACGGGUGGUUCAACAUUUUAGAAAACGAUGCAUUUUUCAACGCCUCCUAUGUACAUUAAUAAAUGUGGCUAAAAAACUUCUCACUUAGCAAAUUCUCACUUUAAACUAAAGAUAUGAGUGAUUACUUGUGGCCUUAUUCUUUAAAUAAACAAUAGCUCAACAUACUUUGAUAUGAAAUGGCAUGUCCUAAUAUUUUUUUUUCAUAUCUAAAUAAAUUUAAUAAAUUUAUAUUAGUAAUUUUUAUACUUGUAUAAAUUUACUUUGUCAGUUUUAUAAAAUAAAAUAAAAAUAAAUAAAAGCAAUCAAAUAUAAAAACAAGCCAUUAU
This is a messenger RNA of Anastrepha ludens (Mexican fruit fly), 12537 nucleotides long. It is a transcript of the gene Cftr, whose product is annotated as ATP-binding cassette sub-family C member 4. Gene Ontology annotation, biological process: transmembrane transport. Gene Ontology annotation, cellular component: membrane. The transcript has 14 exons. NCBI's taxonomy places the organism in Eukaryota, Metazoa, Arthropoda, Insecta, Diptera, Tephritidae. Bases 593 to 4810 code for a protein of 1405 amino acids. Gene Ontology annotation, molecular function: ABC-type transporter activity; ATP binding; ATP hydrolysis activity. The record is from RefSeq and is a predicted model, not a curated record.